Mus pahari (shrew mouse) is the source of this 987-nucleotide messenger RNA. RefSeq names its product olfactory receptor 10AG1-like. The coding region runs from base 16 to 987 and encodes 323 amino acids. The transcript has a single exon. Gene Ontology annotation, biological process: G protein-coupled receptor signaling pathway. The record is from RefSeq and is a predicted model, not a curated record. Gene Ontology annotation, cellular component: membrane. Gene Ontology annotation, molecular function: olfactory receptor activity; G protein-coupled receptor activity. NCBI's taxonomy places the organism in Eukaryota, Metazoa, Chordata, Mammalia, Rodentia, Muridae.
GAAUCAACUCCAAGCAUGGAACACACACAGAUCAGGGCAAAGCUCAAUGCCUCCACAGUUACACAAUUUAUCCUUCUGGGAUUUUCUGAAAUUCCCAAUCUCCAGUGGUUUCUGUUUGGAAUGUUUUCCAUAAUUUACUUGAUUAUCCUAAUUGGAAAUAGCUUCAUUGCUGUGAUAACUAGAAUUGAUCCUGCACUUCAGAAGCCCAUGUAUUUUUUCCUGGCAAAUUUUUCUUUUCUGGAAAUCUGUUAUGUAUCAGUCACUCUUCCUCGAAUUCUGUUCAACAUUGCUACUCAAGACAGACACAUUUCUCUGCUAAGUUGUGCCAUGCAAACAUACUUCUUCCUUAUGCUGGGAUCCACUGAGUGUUUCCUGCUGGCUGUGAUGUCCUAUGACCGCUAUGUGGCCAUCUGCAACCCUCUGCACUAUCCUCUGGUCAUGAACCCAACAAAGUGCACUCAGCUGGCAGCAGGCUCCUGGCUUGGUGGCAUCCCAGUCCAGAUAGAACAAACCUGUCAGAUAUUCUCUCUACAUUUUUGCAAUUCUAACCAAAUCAAUCACUUCUUCUGUGACAUACCGCCCAUUCUCAAGCUGGCCUGUGGAGACACGACAAUUAAUGAGCUAUCUGUCUAUUUAGUGGCUAUACUAUUUGCUGCAGUUCCCUUUAUGAUGAUACUUGCCUCUUACAUCAAAAUUUUUUCCACCAUUCUGAAGUUGCCAACAGCCACAGGACACGCAAAAGCCUUCUCAACAUGUUCUUCCCAUUUGCUUGUGGUGUUUUUGUUUUUUGGAUCAGCUACUGUUACAUACUCAAGGCCAAAGUCAAGCCAUUCUCCAGGAGUUGACAAAGUCUUCUCUCUAUUCUACACCAUUGUGACUCCUUUGUUCAACCCCCUGAUAUACAGCUUCAGAAACAAGGAUGUGAUUGUUGCCCUUAGAAAACUGUUAUGUAGAAAACAAUGUCACAGUGUGUGCCUUAAAGUCUAA